GGCGUGUAAUAGUGCGUAUCUGUCGUGCGAACUUUUUCAUUCCGUGUAUUUUUCCCGUGCGUUUGAAUGUGUCACGCUAGUUAUCUAAGAUUUUGCGAUUGAUUCUUAACAUUUAUUAUACGAAAUUAUCAUUGUUACGAUCUUAUCAAAGAAAAUAAAAAGGUGGCACACGAUGUUCUCGAUAAACUGUUUACGAUUGGAAUUCUAAACAGCUUCGAGGACGUAUGACCAAGACAUAGCAGUCUACAUUGAUUCUGUGGAUCCCGAGAUCAUAGAUAACGUACGAUGAUCAUCACAAUCUGGUUAAUUUUUUUCCUUGCGCUCUCAACGACCAAUACUAUUGCUUCUCAAUGUAAAGGAGAUCAGAAUUGCACAUGCCAGCCAACUUAUUCGAACGAGAUUGAAAUUUAUUGCCAAGCUGAGAAUAAUUCGGAAUUCAUCUUAAACAUUCAUCCAAAGGAUUACUUGCAGAUAACUUGUCAAAAUUGGGAAAGAUGGGAAAAUUUUCGUUUUACGAGCACACUACCUGGAAAGGAAUUAAAUUCACUGCUCUUCCGAAUAUGUGGAUUAUCAAACAACGUCAGUUUAGGAGAUGUGGCCAAACAAAUGGGAGUGGAAACCGUCAACAGCCUUCUCUUUCAAUCAUUCAAUAAUCUUGGUGACACAUUAACGAGAAAACAACUUCAAGGUUUUCCUAUGGUGAAAAAAUUAAUCUUGUCUAAUAAUGGUUUCUCGAAAGUCCCAAAGGAUUUGUUGAUGGACUUUCCCGAAUUAGAACGUCUUGAUCUGCAUGAAAAUCGUCUCGAAUUACCACUUGGUAUUUUCGAUUUCACUCCGAAACUUAAAGAACUCGAAUUAGGUAAUAAUGGAAUGAAGACGAUCAAAGCUGGGAUGUUUGAUAAAUUAGAAAAACUUAAUUUUUUAAAUAUUUGGGGAAAUCAAUUGACGGAAAUCGAAACAGGACUGUUCGACAAAUUAAUCUUAUUACAAUCAUUGGAUCUAAGCAGGAAUAAAUUAGUGACACUAUCGCCGAACGUUUUUGAUGGAUUAAAGAAAUUAGAGAAACUUCAUCUUUCUUUUAAUAAUUUCUCUUCCCUACCGGAAGGGUUGUUUAGUCGGAACAAAGCAUUACAAACAGUAAAGUUGAUCGACAAUCACAGGAAUUUGACCAGUUUACCUGACAAUCUUUUUGCAAAUUUGACGAAGCUCGAACUGGUCUUGCUGAAAAAAAAUGGAUUGAGAAUUCUACCAGAAAAUUUAUUCUGGGGUGCGUCGUCGUUGAAAAAUAUCAGCCUAGAUAGUAACUUCCUUGUUACUCUACCAAAGAAUAUCUUUAAAGGUCUAGAAAAUGUUGAAAAACUCGAAUUGAAUUUCAACGAUAUUGUAACUCUUCCUGAUAAAAUCUUUUACGACAUGAACAAAUUGAUUAAACUCGAUUUGUCUAUGAAUCGUAUGGUUUCUAUAUCUCGGCAUCUAUUCGACGGCUUGAAGUCCCUAACCGAACUGAACAUGGAAAAAAAUAAAUUAAAAACUAUUGACAGUAACACUUUUACUCACGUAAGAAAUCUACGAAUUGCUAAAUUCUCUCACAACGAACUUAUGUUGAAUUCAUCCGAAUAUCAGAACGUUGAUCUGUCACCUUUUUAUAAAUGUGAUUUGCUAGAGGAAUUAUAUUUAUCCAACAAUAAUAUAUCGCAAAUAUACAGCGAUUGGUCAAUAAGUGCUACGAAUUUACAAUUAUUAGAUCUCAGUUACAACGAUAUUAACAUCAUAUCGAUGGAAGAUUUGCAAUUUGUGUCGAACAAAAUUAAAGUCAAUCUGAGUUAUAAUAAAAUAAGACACAUUUUAUUGGGCCAAGCCGAAAAUAUUGCAAGUUUUCAAGAGACUCCACGAGACGUGAUUAUUCACGUCGAACAUAAUCCCUUACUCUGUGAUUGUAAUUUGUACGAAUUUUUGCGUUUUCUCGAAGGUAGAAUGCACCCAAACGUUCAAAAUUACUUUCACAUUAUAACAGGAAAUUUAACGUGCAUCGAACCAAAUGGAGUGGACGAAAUAGAAAUUAGUCGAUUGCAUUCAAAGACUUUGAAAUGUGUCGAGGAAGAACACUUGUAUGUUAAAAGCAAGUGUCCAAUUGGUUGUGUUUGUUGGAUAAUACCGGAAGACAAAACUCGUUUGAUAGAUUGCUCGUAUAAAAAUUUUUCUGAACUAUUGAUCGACAAAACAGGAAUGAACAACCUGAAACCUGUUAAAGAUUAUCAUAUAAAAUUGAAUAUGACCGGAAAUACAUUAACAGAGAUACCGUCCAUAGAACUUUUAGGAUCAGAAUAUGUGACGGAUUUAAUUCUAUCUAAUAACAAUAUUAUCAAAAUUUCACUUAACAAAUUGCCGAAAAAUCUCCAAGUAUUAGAAUUGGAUAAUAACAAUAUAUCUAGGAUUAAUUUGGAUGUACUGGAUUACUUAAAGAAUUCGACUUCACUGAAAAAACUUACUUUGCAUAAGAAUCCAUGGAAAUGUGACUGUGAUGCACGAGACUUACUUAGUUUUAUUCAAUCGAAACUAAUUGACAUUCCAGAUUUAGGAAAAGUCACGUGUAAUAACAAGAAUAUUUCUAUGUUGGAAAUGACCAUUAAUGAUUUUUGUCCGGUCGAGACGGUGAUAAUCGUUGGCAUAAGCUUUACGAUCGCAUUAUUGUGUCUGUUUAUCGGUGGGCUAGUAGCACUGUAUUACAGAUACCAACGAGAAAUCAAAGUUUGGUUGUACGCCCGUCAAUUUUGUUUAUGGUUCGUCACAGAAGACGAAUUAGACAAGGACAAGAUAUACGAUGCGUUUAUAAGUUAUUCGCAUAAGGACGAAGAAUUUGUUGUAAACGAGUUGGUACCAAAGUUGGAAAGUGGUUCAAGACCGUACAAAUUGUGUUUGCAUUAUCGUGACUGGCUAGCAGGUGAAUGGAUUCCAACACAAAUCACACGUUCAGUGGAACAAUCGAGGAGAACGAUCGUUAUAGUGUCCCCUAACUUUUUAGAAAGUGUUUGGGGUGCGAUGGAAUUUCGUGCAGCUCAUAGGCAAGCUAUGAGCGAAGGUAGAGCGAGAGUCAUAUUAAUUUUAUAUGGUGAUAUUGGUCCUACGGAUAAUUUAGAUGCCGAAUUCAAAGCUUAUAUAAGUAUGAAUACGUAUGUCAAAUGGGGCGAUCCGUGGUUCUGGGACAAGUUGAGAUACGCGUUACCACAUCCGCCAGAACUUAGGAGAAACUUAGUUAAAAAGAAAAUCUUUGAGAAACAUUAUCCUUGUAUACAAAUCAAUGGUGAAAAGAAAGAAUUGAUAUAUCCAUUUGGAAUCCUUGAUACAUCACCAGCUGUGACUACUCCACCGGCGGAUUCACUUAAAGUGUUCAUAUGUGACCAAAAUGACAAAGAUCCUUACGUGAAUAGCGAUGAGAAUGAAAUAACUAAAUUGAAUGACAGUAACAGAUUCAACAUUGUACCAGAAUGCGAAGCGAUCCAUAUAAACUUGAUCAAUAAAAUCCAAUGCACUACUGUUUGAUUCUAAAAUAAGUAAUAUCAAAAUGGUGCAAUGUCAAAAUCACGCCUGUGAGAUAUUUCUCUAAGUUAUUUGAUUUGUCUGUGUAUUUUAAUAGUUUUUAAGAAACAUAAAUAAGUUUGAAUUUAUUCGAACUUCGACUGAAAGGACUGAAAUCCAAACAAUGUAAUCGUAAUAUUAAUUAUUAGUAUAAUUUUUUUUAUCAUUAUAUUUUUUUUUAAUGAAAUCAUUUAUCCAUAUAUCGUUGAAAAAACAUAUCAUAUAAAUACUGAGCAGGGUCAAAAUCAUAUUUUCUUAGCUAUAAUUAGAUAUAAAUACUCUAAUACGAGAUAUAACAAUUUUCGAACAACUCUUAAUUUCUAAUAUGCAAUAUUACGCUUUAAUGUAGGCUAAUAAAUAUGCCGUAUUAUUACUUUUCCAUGUACAUAAUAAUCAUCUCACAUUGACUGUCAUUUUAUAUGCAAUUUAUUAUCUUUAUAUUCGACUCAAUUUUGUUUAGAACGAUAGUUUAAGCAUUUGUAUAUAGUUUCAACAUUUUCAUGCAAUAUUUUUGUAGUGUGUAUUUUGGAUUUUAAAAAAUAAAAAAAAAUAACGAACUAGUUUCAGAAAGCGAACAAACCGAAAGAAUCUCUUUAUAAAUAAAACUAAAAGUAAAAUAAUGCAAGAAGUAAUCUUACUUACCCAUGUCAGCGUUGGUUCAGUUUCACUCGUUUCGUCGCAUAUAAACGUGAUUUCCGCCAUAUAGGAACCUGCAAUAGUUAACAUAAAAUUAUAAAAAAACAAAAAAAUCAAAAAUUCAUACGGAUCGUAAAAAGAUAUAGAUUUAUUUUUUUUUACUUACUAUUUAAACAUUUACUGCCAUUAAGAUAUUUAAAUUUUAUAAUGUUUUGAUAAAAAUCAAAAAUAAUGUACGAUAAAGGUCCAUAAAUAUUACAGUUUUCACACACUGCAAUACUUGACCCAUUACCAUUUUUCUGUUCUCCACAAAUGUUUAUACUGUAAUUUCUGUUUUCACUUUGGACCUAUAAUUUCAAUUGAUAAUAAAUUAUACUCUAUUUUUUUUAAGUUAUAAAUUAAUCUACUUGAACGAAAUGAAGACUCACAUAACGUAUCGGUUGGUUUUUAUACAAUGAAGAAAGAUCGAUUUGAUAUAAAAAAAAUUGAUCUUUUAUUCCGCACGGUGGGAUCCAGUGACCCAAAAUAGUUCCACAAACAACACUAGUUCUCCAUUCAAAAACAUAUGUACACUUACUAUAUCUUAUAAAUUUUGGCAAAUGCUAAAAAUAAAAUAAUGUACUUAAUAUAUAUCUAUAAAAAAGUCAA
Vespula pensylvanica (western yellowjacket) is the source of this 4860-nucleotide messenger RNA. It is a transcript of the gene Tl, whose product is annotated as protein toll. Gene Ontology annotation, biological process: signal transduction. The transcript is spliced from 6 exons. Lineage: Eukaryota; Metazoa; Arthropoda; Insecta; Hymenoptera; Vespidae. The record is from RefSeq and is a predicted model, not a curated record. Bases 286 to 3540 code for a protein of 1084 amino acids. Gene Ontology annotation, molecular function: protein binding.